UCCGCCCGUUUCAUUCCGGGUCAUUGUCUUGGUCGGACCACAGUGGAGGCGGAUAUCCACGAUAACGGAAUGAAUGGAUGCUAAAGCCCCCUGUGCUGUCAUGUUUUUAGUAGAUACACGCGCGUGAAACAGCUCGCGGCUUCAGCGAUGGAGUGUGACAUUUUGGACUCGUUAGAGCAGCUUGGCUAUGACGGCCCUCUGCUUGAGGAGAAGGCGCUGCUCAGAGCCGCGGAAGGAGGCCUGCAGUCGCUUGAAUAUGUGGAUCUCUGUAAGUGGCUGUCAGCCAGGUUAAAGCCCCUGUGUGACCUGGAGGAGAGCAUCACCUCAGGCCCAGACGAUAUGGACAGCCUCCAGCUGGAGAUGAGUGGUCUGCUGAGGGAGCUGCAGUGCCCCUGUGAAGUUUCAGGGAUUCUCAAGGGCACUGGGCAGAAAACAAAAGACCAUCUCAAGUUUGUCUUGUUUUUAAGCUCUGAGCUUCAGGCCGCCCAGAUUGUGAGAAGCAGGCAAGUCUCUGAUAAACAAGGCCAGAGUCCAGUGAACCAGGAGCUCACAGCAAUCUGUGAAACUCUGAAACUACCUGUGCCAAAGGGACAGGAGGCCGCAGGAGUUUUCUCUCAACUUCAAAAUAAGGUUGAAAACUUGCUUAAAACCCUUCCUGGUGCCUCUGUUGGAAACCCAGUGCUGAAGAAAUCACUCAGUAGUGAACAGUGGGAAAAAUUACAAAGCAUCAACGCAACUCUAUCGUCGGAGUACGAAUGUCGCCGCAGGAUGCUGAUCAAACGGCUCGACGUCACUGUUCAGUCAUUUGGGUGGUCAGACAGAGCCAAGGUGAAGGUGGACAGCAUGGCAGGAGCCUACCAGCCUAAGAGACACUCUCUGAGGCCUCAGUCCUUUGUGGACAUAGCGGCGCUGCUGGCUGCCAGAGAAGAUCUCUGCAAUGUGGUGAAGACCAGCAGCGGCUCGAGCAGGGAGAAGACCGCUUGUGCCGUCAACAAGAUCUUGAUGGGAAGAGUACCAGAUCGAGGAGGACGUCCCUCAGAGAUCGAAGCCCCGCCUCCUGAGAUGCCCCCCUGGCAGAAAAGACAAGAUGGCGGAGGUGGUGGCUGGGGAGGACGUGGCGGUGGUGGUGGGGGACGAGGUGGAGGAGCCUGGGGACAAGGAGGACGAGGUGGUGGAGGUGGAUGGGGAGGAGGAGGAGGAAGAGGAGGGGGUGGAGGUGGUUGGAGAGGAGGUGGGUGGAAUCAAGGAGGACACGGCAGACACGGAGAUUACGGAGGACACAGUGGGCAUGGAGGGAAGCGAGGACGGUACUAGUAUUAGCUUCCACUCAUUGUCCUUUGCUGGGUUUUGUUGUUGUUUUUGUUUUCUUGCGACACUAGACGUAGUUUUUCACAUGACCUCAACUGUUUGUUUGGUUUUUAUGGAUGAAAAGCUGAUGGAUGGUUGUCAGUAUAGGGUGGAAAACCUUAAGCUUUUAUCUGUGCUCAUCGUUCCCCCCCCUUCACUAUUGUCAUCAGUGUUUUUAAAGUGAAAGUAGCACUCAGUACAUGAGUUUUCACUCAUACAAAAGUGGCAAACACAAACACUGUGGCCAUAAUAUUGCAGUUACACUCCAAAUGAAGACUGCAUUCUAAACAUUCUUGUGCAUAUUACUGUAAAUUUGCACAUCUGGAAUAUUAAGAGGCAGAUGGAUUUUUAAAAUGAUGACUGCAUUUUAAAUGUGACCUUUAUCAAUUAAUAGCUCCCUAUGCUGCAUGGACUCUGAUGACUGAAACCACUACUAUCUGAAUAACCUGAUUACAAUGAGGACAACUACACUGUAGUUCCAUUGAUUGAUAAAAAAUAA
Pundamilia nyererei is the source of this 1846-nucleotide messenger RNA. RefSeq names its product family with sequence similarity 98 member B (gene tslig3b). The coding region runs from base 148 to 1314 and encodes 388 amino acids. Lineage: Eukaryota; Metazoa; Chordata; Actinopteri; Cichliformes; Cichlidae. The record is from RefSeq and is a predicted model, not a curated record. Gene Ontology annotation, cellular component: tRNA-splicing ligase complex. The transcript has 8 exons.